CGUGGACAUCAUCAAUCGAGACAACACUAUAUCAAUUGAUCAAAUUCUGAAUGUCUAAUAUCUAAUCCUGCAUCUCCAACAUAACGACAAAAAUUAAUUGGUGUCACUUCACACUAUGGAAUCAGAAAAGAUAUUACUCCUCGGCGCAACGGGAGGCUCUGGGAUAGCUUUUAUUGAAGAAUCCCUCGCCCUACCUCAUCCACCCCAUUUAACCCUCUACCUCCGCAACCCAUCUAAACUCCCGCCUAAAUUCCACUCCCACGUCAACAUCUCCAUCGUCACAGGCACCCUAUCCGAUUUCGACGCCCUCGCCUCAACCAUGAAAACCCACGCUAUCACUACCGUAGUCUCCUUCCUCGGCGCAUACGUCUCCCUCACAGCAGUCUUCACCCGUCCAACCCAUAUCACGCCCAUCGCUGAUUCCUUCACCGCGAUUAUGCGCGCCAUGGCGGCGAAUUCGGUACCACGGCUCCUCGUCCUGUCUACCCCCGCCUACUGGGUUGACGGCCGUGACGUGGAUAGUAGCUGGAAACUCUCACUGUUCGGGCUCUUCCCCAAGAUAUUUGCCCCGCAGGGUUCUGCAGAGAUGAAGCGUAUCGCUGAGAAUGUUGUAAACUUCCACUCUCCCUCCUCCUCGAAUGAAAAUGGCCUAGAAUGGACGGUUUUCAGAAUCCCGGCUCUGACGGAUGGGUCUGGCGAUCUGCCAGUUUGGGCGGGAUACGCUGGGCCAGAGUAUAAAGGGGGACUAUAUCUUUCGCGAGCGAGUUUGGCGAGAUGGGUGUUGGGGG
Messenger RNA from Talaromyces proteolyticus, 788 nucleotides. RefSeq lists its product as uncharacterized. The record is from RefSeq and is a predicted model, not a curated record. The transcript has 2 exons. The annotation marks the transcript as partial. Lineage: Eukaryota; Fungi; Ascomycota; Eurotiomycetes; Eurotiales; Trichocomaceae.